AUGAGCAUGAAGAGCAGUCUCAUUGACGCUCAAGUGACAUUCGAAUCGCUAGAUCUGGAUGCGAGACUUCUCCGGGCAGUGGCCAAACUCGGUUUCGAGCAUCCAACAUUGGUGCAAGCAAAAGCUAUUCCUUUAGCACUCCAAGCUGGACGGGAUAUCCUAGCUAGAGCACGAACCGGGUCUGGAAAGACGGCUGCUUAUUGUCUGCCUGUGCUGCAGAAGGUGUUGGCUUCAAAGGAGAGCUUGCCGGCAGAUGCGUCAAAUAGAGCUUGCACUAGAGCAUUGAUACUGGUUCCUACUCGUGAAUUGGCUGAACAAGUCACCAAACACAUACUCGAUUUGACAACAUAUUGUCGUGAGGAGAUCACCGUCGUUAAUCUGGCUGGAACUGCUAAUGCUUCUGUUGCUAGUCAAACCCCACUCUUAUCAGAACGACCUGACGUGAUUGUCGCAACUCCAAGUAGAGUGUUGGCUCAUAUAAGAGCUCAGUCACUUGAUUUAAAAACAUCGCUCGAAUCGCUAGUGAUUGAUGAAGCUGAUUUAAUCUUAUCGUAUGGCUACGACGAGGACAUGCGAGCACUACUUCCUCUUCUACCAGCUAUAUGUCAGUCGUAUCUGAUGAGUGCUACCAUGACAUCAGAUGUCUCUGCAUUGAAACAAUUGGUUUUAAGGAAUCCAGCCAUCCUUAAAUUGGAAGAGGGCAAGGACGAACAAGAUUUGUUGACGCAGUAUUUCGUCAAAUGCGCCAAAGAAGAAGACAAAUUCCUCCUCAUGUACUUUACCCUCAAACUCAAGCUGCAUCCAUUCGGGUCUGGGAAAUGUAUAGUAUUCGUCUCUGAUACUGAAAGGGCAUACCGACUACGUCUGUUUCUCGAACAGUUUGGUAUACGUGCUUGUGCGACGUGUCCUGAACUACCAGCCAAGAGUCGAUACCAUAUAGUAGAAGAGUUUAACCGUGGUGUAUAUGAUUACCUCGUCGCCGCCGAUGCUGGAAUAGAAGAAGAUGAAGUCGUCGUCGCACCUACCGAAGAAGAAACAAAAGGUCUCGAUCAAGACAUCGUGAUACCUGCCGUUGGAGAAGAAUCUACCAUACAGCCAGAAACAGAACCUACAAUAACACCACCACAACCACAAUCAGACGACAUAAUACCCGACGACGACAUGCCAAUACCAUCAAACGGCACUACAAACAAGAAAAGGAAACGAGCCAAUGCUGGAGAAGAACAUGGUGUAUCACGAGGAAUAGAUUUCAGAAACGUACAAGCUGUCAUCAAUUUCGAUCUACCGUCAUCGACACGAUCGUACAAGCACCGUGUUGGAAGGACGGCGAGAGGGGUGGGGAAUCAAGGUUUUGCAAUGAGUUUUAUUGUGGGGGAUGAUGGGCUUGAGCAUCAGAGAGGUAGUAAAGCUAGCAUGAAGCAGGAUGAUGAAGCUGUGUUUGCCAAGAUUCAGAGGAAGGAAGAAAAGCUUGGAAGGACAAUCAAUCCAUACACAUUCGAUAUGGCUCAAGUGGAUGCCUUUAGAUAUCGAGCUCAAGAUGCCAUUCGAGCUGUAACACGGGCGGCUGUCAAGGAAGCGAGAUUAAAGGAUCUCAAAACUGAAAUUAUGAACUCUGGGCGACUCAAGGCACACUUUGAAGACCAUCCAAGCGACCUUGCAGCCUUACGCCACGACAGACCACUACACCCCGCCAAAGUACAACCACAUCUUCGACAUGUCCCUGAAUAUCUACUGCCGAAACGACAGACCAGCUCUGGGGCUACAACCGUUGGGUCGAGCACGACGUACCGUCCACAUAGAGGACGGGGUGGUCCUCGUGGUGGAAGAGGAGGAGGAGGACGUGGUGGGAGUAGAGGUGGAUCAAAUCCAUUGUAUCGAUUCUGA
Molecule: messenger RNA, 1884 nt
Organism: Synchytrium microbalum
Lineage: Eukaryota; Fungi; Chytridiomycota; Chytridiomycetes; Synchytriales; Synchytriaceae
Exons: 7
Coding region: 1-1884 (627 amino acids)
Cellular component (GO): nucleolus
Molecular function (GO): ATP binding; RNA helicase activity; nucleic acid binding
Source: RefSeq, a predicted model, not a curated record